Messenger RNA from Ciona intestinalis (vase tunicate), 810 nucleotides. Lineage: Eukaryota; Metazoa; Chordata; Ascidiacea; Phlebobranchia; Cionidae. The record is from RefSeq and is a predicted model, not a curated record.
CGUCAUCAUGUCAAUAAUAUUGAGUAUUGUAUUGUAGUAAGUGUUCAAUAUUUUUGAUACGUUUUGUGCUGUAAACAACUGUAUUAGUGUAUUUGUUCAUUAAGAAACAUUUGGAUCGAUAACAAGUCAACAUAUACUACCGUCGUGGUUUUUUAAACCUUAAAAAUGAGUUGGAAUUUGUUUAAUCGCCAAGCUAAAAGAAGCUUGGUGACAAAAACUACUGAACGAGAUUUUGAAAGAGAAUGCACAAAGAUGCAACACUUAGAAGAGUGCAGCAAAAAAAUCGCUAAGGAUAGCAAAAGAAUGGCAUCUUGUACGAGUGCUUAUGGUAAAUCUGCAGGCAAGUUAGGGCAUGACUUGUUGACUGAUAUGGGUGCCAAUGGACAUGAAGAUUUCAAUUUAUUUGAUGCGGCAAUGGCAAAACAGGACCAACUUGCUCAAGAAAAGUCGAACAUGAUGCACCAAGCAAUGGUUGAACCUAUGAAAAGAUACACCACUAUAUUCCCCCACUACACACAACAGGUAAAAAGCAGGGAAAAAGUGUUGCAGGAAUACAACAAAGUUCAGGCCAAGCUGGAAAAAUAUGAAGAAAGAGAACAGACUGGUGCCAACAUUGUCAAAAUACAGCAGAUGAAAGCAGAGGUGCAACCUGUAAAAGAAGAAUUUGAGAAAAAGAAUAAUUCUUUGUUAGAAGAGAUGCCUAAGUUUUACGAUGCUAGUAUCGGUUACAUUCAUCCAUCACUUAAAACUAUCUUAACUUGUUAUAUGGUUGAAGUGGUUAUAGUAAAUGAGAAACGGGACUUGCUUUAA